GAGAUUGAGGAUCAAGAUGAGUUGGAUAAGAGGAUCAAGAGACGCCAGAGAAAUAAGGAGGCUGCAGCGCGAUGCCGUCAACGACGUCUCGACCUGAUGACGAACCUUCAAGAGCAAGUUGACAAGUUCAAAGCCGAGAAUGAGAAGAAGGAAUUGGAAAUUCGUGCCAUGAAAUCGCAGAUGGAGCAAAUGCACAGCUUUUUGCGUUCGCACGAUUGUAAAAUGAGUGUGGAAGAGCGUGAAGGGCUUUUGAACAUGCCAUCUCUCAGAUCGACAAUGCCGCCGAUUAUGAAUGGAAUCACUUCAAACCCCCAUCCCAUCACCGACUAUCGAAGCAACAUCGCAGGUGAACGAAAACGAGUACUGCCGGCUCCGCAGCUGCCAGCACAUUCCGACGCCAAUUUCCUUGAGCCGGAUAUGAAGGUCAGGUGCUAA
Ostertagia ostertagi is the source of this 435-nucleotide messenger RNA. NCBI's taxonomy places the organism in Eukaryota, Metazoa, Nematoda, Chromadorea, Rhabditida, Trichostrongylidae. The record is from the annotation of a GenBank genome assembly.